Molecule: messenger RNA, 2470 nt
Organism: Mugil cephalus (flathead mullet)
Lineage: Eukaryota; Metazoa; Chordata; Actinopteri; Mugiliformes; Mugilidae
Gene: hnrnph3
Product: heterogeneous nuclear ribonucleoprotein H3 (2H9)
Exons: 11
Coding region: 352-1587 (411 amino acids)
Biological process (GO): regulation of RNA splicing
Cellular component (GO): nucleoplasm; ribonucleoprotein complex
Molecular function (GO): RNA binding
Source: RefSeq, a predicted model, not a curated record
CUCGAGGAGGAGCAGGAGGAGACUGGGACAAGGGGACAGAAGACAGGACUGUGAGAUAACUUUGCCGUUUUCAGACAUUUGCCACUGACGACCGACUUAUUCCUAUCGGGGGAUAUAUUUUGAUACCCAGUAAUAGCGCUCGGUGGUUGGAACGUGAACUUGUUUGCCUCGUACGUUUGACCGCUGCCUGUGUCCUACGGUUAGCCUUAGCUGCUAAGUGCUAACUUAGCAAGCUAACGUUUUCACGUCAGUCUGACAGUAGAGAAGCGUUAGCAUCGAUGCUAACCCGGUAUCCAGGCUGGCAAACAUUCUGUGGCGAACUUUAAAGAAGCAACUUUAAUAAAUCUGAGGAUGUCUUUGAAUGAUGAGGGUUACGUGGUCCGGAUCAGAGGACUUCCCUGGUCCUGCACUCAGGAGGAGGUGGCCAGUUUCUUCUCUGACUGUGACAUCGUAGGGAAAGUAAAUGGAGUGUGUUUCACUUACUCUAAAGAAGGCCGUCCCAGUGGAGAGGCAUUUAUUGAGCUGAAAACAGCAGAAGAUUUCAAGAAUGCACUGUCUAAGGACCGUAAAUACAUGGGACACAGAUAUAUAGAAGUGUUCAAGUCGAACCGUAGUGAGAUGGACUGGGUGCUGAAGCGUAGUGGUCCUGCUGACUAUGACAGCUGCAGUGGCUGCAUGCUGAGACUCAGAGGUCUGCCCUUUGGCUGCAGCAAAGAGGAGAUUGUUCAGUUCUUCUCAGGGUUGAGAAUCGUGCCAAAUGGGAUUACUCUGCCAGUGGACUACCAGGGGAGGAGCACAGGGGAAGCCUUCGUGCAGUUUGCCUCAAAGGAGAUAGCAGAAAAGGCUCUGGGGAAACACAAGGAAAGAAUAGGGCACAGGUACAUAGAGAUUUUUAAGAGCAGUCGUAAUGAGAUCAGAGCCUACUAUGAGCUGCCCCGGCGGGGAAUGGGAGGCCAGAGACCAGGGCCCUAUGACAGACCUAUGAUGGGGGGCCCCAGGGGAGGGUUUUUUGGGCCAGGGCCUGGCCGCGGUGGAGCUCUGAUGGACACGAUGAGGAGUGGAGGAGGUUAUGGUGGAGGUUACAGCGGCUUUGACAACUACAAUGGUUUCAACAACUACUGUUUUGGCAACGGCAUGUUUGACGAGCGAGUGAGAGGAGAGAGGGGAGGAAGAGAUGUGUCUGUGCGUUUCCACUCAGGGAUGGGAGGUCAUGGUUAUGGUGGACAAGGGGACGGUGGCUCAGGCUUUCAUAGCGGCCAUUUUGUCCAUAUGAGGGGUUUACCUUUCCGUGCCACAGAGGGAGACGUUGCUAAAUUCUUUUCUCCUUUGAAUCCGUUGAGGGUUCACAUCGAUAUGGCUCCGAACGGCAAGUCGACUGGAGAAGCAGAUGUAGAGUUUCGCUCCCAUGAAGACGCUGUGGCAGCCAUGUCCAAAGACAAAAACCACAUGCAGCAUCGUUACAUUGAGCUGUUUCUUAACUCAACGGCCAGUGGAGCGACUGAAAUGAGCCGUGGCGGUGGUGGUUACUAUGGUAACUCGGGAGGAGGCGGAGGCUCACGGAGCAGUGGGCUGCGAGGUGCCUACUGAUGAUGUCAUGCCACUCCUCCAAUCCAUCCUGGCGUUUGUCUCACAUCUCUUUAGGCCCCAUUUGAUAAGUUAGCGUUUCUAAACAGGAAAGCUGAUGCAGAGUCACUCAUUUGUUACGUGACAAAUGUUUUAGGUAAAGCAAGCUAUCGUAAAGCUUUACCCCACAUACAAAACCAAAUACGACCUUAACAAUCUUCACAUCAUUCCUAAAAGCAUACAAAGAACACAAAGACUAAAACAGCUUGUCGCUGUUGGGAGGUGCAGAACAUGGAUGAUGGGUCACGAUGGAGAUUUCAUCUGUAUCUGACGUUUUAAAAACAUUUGAAUAUUGUAAUAUAGUUUAUCAUAAUUCAUACAAAUACAAAAAGACAGUGUUGACACAUGAAGUCACUUUUUGUGGUCUGAUUAAGAGUAAUCAGUUUUGAUUGACAUAGGACACAGUAAGCAGCUGUGUCGUUUGUUUCAUCUUUCAGAAACAAACUGCACUGUCGGGACGAGCUCGGUCUCUUAGAGUCUAAUUACUUGUUACGUCACUUUGACUCGGAAUAUGUGUUGACGUUAAUGAUGAGUUUUUCUCUUGAUGAGAAUUUUUUAUGUUUUAAAAAAAAAUUAACUACAGUUUUUUGCCUAUUGCUGUUUCUCACCCUGACUGAUUCAUAUUCGAUUUCAGAUCAGCUUUCCUGGUUGGAAAGGCUUUCUAAAUGUGAGCCAGUGUGCGUUUUUUAUGUAUGUUUUCACAGUUCAUUACAGAAUUUAAAGUUAAGUUGAAUAUUAUAUUCCACUCUCAAAGAGUGGAAGGGAAAUAAAUUCUCUAUAUUUGAGCUGUAAUAUAGCUUAUGCAGCUGUUGUACAUUUUGCCUAAUAAAUUUUAUAUUUAAUUGUU